Molecule: messenger RNA, 2119 nt
Organism: Pundamilia nyererei
Lineage: Eukaryota; Metazoa; Chordata; Actinopteri; Cichliformes; Cichlidae
Gene: sv2
Product: synaptic vesicle glycoprotein 2
Exons: 13
Coding region: 11-1636 (541 amino acids)
Biological process (GO): transmembrane transport
Cellular component (GO): membrane
Molecular function (GO): transmembrane transporter activity
Source: RefSeq, a predicted model, not a curated record
UUCUCUGGAGAUGUCCCGUCAUAAGCAUGCCGGAGAUCCCGAGGCACGCCAGCCGCUUCUCACGGGACAUCGCCUGGACGCAAGGGAGCUGGACUCGGAUGAAGGUGAAGUCAUUUUUGACAGAACAGCGGAAGCUGGUGGGCACGUACCGCAGAAACUGACGUAUGAGGAAGCAGUGGAAAGAGCAGGUUUUGGUUUGUUCCAUUGGCUGCUGCUGGUGGUUUGUGGUUGGGCCAAUGCCAGCGAUGCUGUGGAGAUUCUUUGUGUUUCUUUUCUGCUGCCAACGGCACGCUGUGAUCUCCAGCUGAGCUCCUCAGACAUGGGCCUGCUGACAGCAAGCAUUUUCCUCGGAAUGAUGGUGGGUGGCUACAUGUGGGGUUACUUGGCUGACCAGAAGGGGCGUCGCAGGGUUUUGAUCAUGUCUCUGACAGUCAAUGGGCUGUUUGGGGGUCUGGCUAGCUUGGCUCCAUGGUUCUGGCUCUUCCUGUUGAUGCGGUUCAUCAGUGGCAUUGGGGUCGGCGGGUCACUUCCUGUCAUUUUCUCCUACUUCUCAGAGUUUAUGCCCCGGCUGAGGAGAGGUGCGAUGAUCAGUUGUCUGGCCACCUUUUGGAUGGCAGGAAACAUCCUGGCUGCAGGUUUGGCCUGGCUGGUGAUCCCCAGAACCUGGGUAAAAUUUUUUCUGGGAACACUGGACUUCAAGAGCUGGCGGGUGUUUGUGGUGCUGUGCUCCGUUCCCAGCAUCUCGUCGGCACUCAUUUUCAAGCUGUUCAUGCCUGAAAGCCCCAAGUUCCUCAUGGAGGCUAACCGUGAGAAAGAAGCAAUCCAGGUUUUCAGAUUGAUGUUUAAGCUGAACAUGAAAGGAAAAGAAAAGGCUCUUCCGGAAUUUGGUUUGAGUACAAGUUCUACCCAAAAAGGUGACAAAGACAAGAGCAGAAGCUUGGGUUCAAGUAAAGAACGUCUUGCAAAUAUUUUGAAAAAGGCUUUGGCUCCCAUUAAAAAGAUAUUUCAGAGCCCUUUCAGAUCCAGGAGUAUCCCUCUUCUCAUCAUUUUCUACUCAAUAUCUUUUGGUUACUACGGGCUGUGGAUGUGGUUUCCUGAGCUGUUUGAGAGAACCGAAGACGGCGGCUCGCCCUGCGCAAAUGUGUCCCGCCCGUCUGUAGCGGCCAAUGAAACCUGUGACACGGUCAAGACAGCAGUAUAUACGGAUGGCUUCAUCACAGCUGCAGCAAACCUGCCGGGUAACAUCUUCACUAUUCUUGUGAUGGACAGCACCGGAGGAAAGGCUCUGCUUUCCGGCAGCCUGUUGUUGUCCAGUCUGAGUGUCUUCUUCAUCUAUGUGGUUCAGACCAAAGCUCAGAGUCUGAUCCUGUCCUGCAUCUUCAGCGGGGUGUCCGUGAUCGCCUGGAAUGCGCUGGAUGUCGUAGGAACUGAGCUCUACCCGACAAAGCUACGGUCCUCUGCUCUUGGUUUCUUCACAGGCGUGGGCCGAGUGGCAGCGAUCAUGGGUAACUUGGUCUUUGGAAGGUUGGUGGAUGCAAACUGUGCUGUCCCCAUCCUGCUGGUGUCAGCCCUGCUGCUCACUGGAGGACUGGUGGGUCUUCUACUUCCACAAACCAGGCAGACAGAACUCACAUGAACACUCGCGUUGUUUUAAAUGGAUUCCUCUUAACAUCCUCACAGAUGGGUAGAACGACUUGAAGCUCUGUAAUCUCUGUAUUUCCUGGUUGAAUCCUGUGCCUUCUGUCAUCUUUUUCUAUGGUGCCUAAUUUAAAAAUUCCACUGCUAAAACAAAUUGCUAAACAACAGUUGGCUCUCUCUGCCUUCCAAGAAUUACUGCGUUGGAAAGCUGAGAAAGAAGUGCCAGUGUGUUAUUAAAAUCCUGGACACCUGUAAAAAGUUUAUGUAAAUGACAAAACCCUAUAUUCAAAGUGAGAAAAUGGGGCCUUAUUAUCUGGUUUUCUGAAGAGUGAUGGAUCGACUGUAGGUCUUGUGUUUUUGCUUUCCUGUCAUGUUUAAGAAACUAGUUUUGUAUAGUGAGUACACUGUUCUCAUAAAGGGCUGAACGUGGACAGCAGCAAUACUCAGGUAGGCUCUGUCAUAUAAAUGAUGGUACUAAGGG